Molecule: messenger RNA, 4002 nt
Organism: Eucalyptus grandis
Lineage: Eukaryota; Viridiplantae; Streptophyta; Magnoliopsida; Myrtales; Myrtaceae
Product: tetraketide alpha-pyrone reductase 2
Exons: 11
Coding region: 174-1136 (320 amino acids)
Molecular function (GO): oxidoreductase activity, acting on the CH-OH group of donors, NAD or NADP as acceptor
Source: RefSeq, a predicted model, not a curated record
UGAACAGAUGAGAGAAGUGCGCUCCUCGUGACGCCUCGACCUCGGUGCAACACGCUUCCAUACAUAAACCAGUAGCAACAGGGACAGUUGAGUCACACGUUCCCCUGCUUUUGCUCUGUUUCCUUGCCUCUGCGUGCGCGCUUCUCUGAGAGAGAGAGGGAGGGAGGGAGAGGAUGCCGGAGUACUGCGUGACCGGAGGAACGGGGUUCAUAGCGGCGUACCUGGUGAAGUCCCUCCUCGAGAACGGACAUGCCGUUCGGACUACGGUCAGAGACCCUGGGGAUGAUGGCAAGGUCGGGUUUCUGAAGGAGUUGAAGGGAGCCAAAGAGAGGCUGAGGAUAAUGAAAGCGGAUCUGAUGGUGGAAGGAAGCUUCGAUGCGGCCGUCGAUGGCGUCGAUGGCGUCUUCCACACCGCCUCCCCUGUUCUCGUCCCUUACGAUGACAACGUCCAGGCAAAUUUAGUUGAUCCGACUAUAAACGGCGCCUUGAACGUGCUCAAAUCCUGCUCGAAAGCGAGUAGCGUGAAGAGGGUCGUCCUCACUUCUUCCUGCUCCGCGAUAAGAUACCGAGACGACGUUCAGCAGGUUUCCCCCCUCAACGAAUCGCACUGGAGCGAUCCCGAGUACUGUAAACGCUACAAUCUUUGGUACCCGUAUGCGAAAACCAUUGCCGAGAAGGAAGCGUGGAAAGCGGCGGAACAGUAUGGGAUCGAUCUAGUGGUGGUGAACCCGUCUUUAGUGAUUGGACCAUUGCUCGCUCCGCAGCCGACGAGUACACUGCUUUUGACGCUUGCCAUCGUGAAAGGUCUACAAGGCGAGUUCCCCAACUUGACAAUUGGGUUCGUGCACAUCGACGAUGUGGUAGCCACGCACAUCUUGGCCAUGGAGGAAAAGAGAGCCUCAGGCAGGCUCAUCUGUUCAAGCUCGGUGGCUCAUUGGUCUCAAAUCAUUGAGAUGCUCAGGGCCAAGUAUCCACAAUACCCCUUUGAGAACAAGUGCGGCAGUCAGAGCGGAGAUGAUAAUGCACACAGCAUGGACGCCGGCAAGAUAAUGGAGCUGGGGCUUCCUCCAUUGAAAUCCCUCGAGCAGAUGUUUGAUGACUGCAUCAAGAGCUUCCAAGACAGAGGCUUUCUGUGAAGGCAGCUGAGAGCAGAGAUGGAAUAAACUGAAACUCGGGUAAAUAAUGGAAGCCAUUUGCGAUUCUGGUUUCUUAUCUUAUGGUUCAUGUAUGUAUCUUCUCCCCUGCUGAUGAAAUCAAGCACACGCUUGGGGAGCCUCUUUACUUAUUGCAUGUGGGUCUGUUUGUUCACCCUCCUCCCUCCAUAUCCUGCAUGCGCCGCUGCACCAACCGUCCCUUGAUGCCAAGCUCGGACAUGAAUGCCGACAUGAAACUUGGCCGCCCACCGCCCGUAUUUGCUGCGAUCGAACACCAAAACAACCCCGAAAAUCAGAUGCCCGAAAAAACCUUUAGAUUUGGUAUGCACGACCUCAGUUCUGAAUCUCUGAUGCACGCGCGUGGCCUUUGAUCAGAGGUUGAGGUCGCAAGGACAUAAGGUUCGAGGUAGCGCACCUCACUGCAGCGCGGCCCAAGAUCAGAGAGAAUGAUACGCGGCGAUGAGGUGGGAGAGAGAGAGAGAGAGAUGCGGCACUGUGGUACAAGUCGCUUGCCGGUGGUUGUGGUACUGCUGGAGGAUGAUGGCGAUGUUUAUUGAGUUGGAAGGAAAGGACAUGACAUGACAUGGUAGUCUAAGUCAAACAAUUGCACUCUAAUGAUGAAGCAAGGAUCGAUGGUUUUAGCAAUUUACGGACUGGUGAUUUUCCGUAAAGCUUUAGGACAUGGAUGAUUAGGUUAUCAAUCUAUUUUCUCAGUUCAAGCAUGGAGUCAAUCCCAUAAUCAUUAUCCUUUCAGGGACUUUUCCGGUUUUUAUGAGAAAAUAUUAGGUGCGCCGGGCGCUCCACGUCACCGUGCGCCCCGCCCUAUCAGGAUGCGACACGUGUGGCCACGUGGAGCCGGGUCCCGCUUUUUCUUUUAGCCAAAUUUUUGCCGCGUCCUUCUCUCUCUUCAUUAAUGACUGCGUCCUUUUCUCCUCUUUGCACGCAAGCCGUCCUACCCCUUCCCCUCGCGUUCUCUUUCAAAAUUUUUUGUUCUGCAUUUUUCUCCAUGAAACCUGCAACCUCAUCUCUCUCGACCAAAAGCUCGCCAGUUGCCUCCAAGGUUGGCCGCCUCUACCGUCGCCGUCGGGAACCACUCGCUCCGAAGAACUCUUCCGGUCGUGGCUGGGUCCCGAACUCUAACCAUCUUCGCCUCGGCCUCUAAGGUGAGCGCGGACACCCAAAAGCCCGCUGGUCGCCUCCGAGCUCGGCCGCCUCCACCAUCGUCGCCAGGAGCCACUCGCUCCGAAGAGCCUCGCCGGUCGUGUUUGGGUCCCAAGCUUUGACCAUUUCUGCCUCGGCCUCUUCGACGAUCGCGUACGCUCAAAAUCCAGCCGGUCGCCUUCGAGCUUGGCCACCUCCGCCGGUCGCCUCCUAGCUUGGCCACCUCUGCCGUUGCCGUCAAGAGCCAUUCACUCCCAAGAACCCCGCCGAUCGUGGUUGGGUCCCGACCAUCUCUGCCUUGGCCUCUUCGGCGAGCGUGGACACCCAAAAGCCCGCUGCUUGCCUCCAAGCUCGAUCGCCUCCGCUGUCACCACCAGGUGCUACUCGGUCCGAAGAGCCCCGCCGGUCGUGGCUGCGUCCCAAGCUCUAACCUUCGCCGCGUGUGCCUCCUCGGUGAUCGCCGACACCCAAAAGCUCACCGGGCCCGUCCAGCAAGGAUUGAGGAUUGGUUUUCAAAGCAUUGGGGAGGUGGAACCAACAGUUCUAUAAGAAAAAGCAGCAGCAGCAGCCGGCGUUGAUGCAGCGAGCCCUUCUCCAGCAGCAGUCGCUCUACCACCCAGGCCUCUUGGCUCCUCCUCAGAUGUCGUUGUGGCACCUCCCUUUGUAUACAUUGACCAGGUUAAGAAUUCAUUAACGCCACGAAUUGAGAUAGCUUCUCAAAACUCUUGGACUGGGAAAGGUGGAGCUUUCACUGGAGAAAUCAGGACGGCAUUGAAUUUCAAAAUUCAAUCUCUCUUCAAUUCGGCAAGAACUCCAACGGACAAAGGUUUGCUCGCGUUAGUCAAUUAAUCCGCACGUGUAAGGUUAUUCGAUGGCUGAAUCGGAGGGAUCUUUCCAAUAAUAAGCUCAGUGGUUCUAUCCCAUUUUCUCUUGGUGACUUGGAACAUCUGCUAAAGCUGUGAGUGUCAUAAACUAGAAAACAACGAUCACAUGGAGAUGGGAGAGAAGUCAGAUGUCUACAGCUAUGGAAUUGUUUUACUGGAGUUGCUGACUGGCAGGAAAGCAGUGGACAAUGAAUCCAAUCUCCCAUCACCUGAUCUUAUCCAAAACUGCAAGCGAUUCGGUAAUGGAAACGGUUGAUCCCGAUGUCACUGCCCCAUGUAAAGAUCUCAGAGCGUUGAAGAAGGUUUUCCAACUUGCUCUCUUGUGCACUAAGAGGCAACCAUCGGAACGUCCUACCAUGCAUGAAGUGGCUAGAGUCCUCGGAAGCCUAUUGCUGUCCACAAUCCCACUGAAGCAGUUAUCUGCGGUAGGGUCCGCUUUGCUUCCGAGCACAAAGAUCGCUAGUUACAUGGACAAGUAUGCAAAUUUGAAGACUCUGCACUUGGUAAAUUGCUCAGCCAUGAGCACCUCGGAUGCCCAACUCUUCCGUGAAUUUGGUGAGGUGAUCUCUCAUAACAGCAACCUGGACCUUGAAAAGUCGGCUUAAGUAAGGAUGGGUAGGCUUUUAGGUGGGAUGGAGGCAAAGAGGGAAAAUGUAUAUAUGUGGAACUCGACUCUCUCUUGUUAGCAAGCUAGUUUUUGUACUUAUCUAGUUAGUAUCAGCUUUCUAGCUGAAGUGAAAAGGUUGAACAAACUCACUGAUACUGAUAGGUCAAAUGGGGUUGUGCCCCGAUUCUUACCAUAA